UUUGCUUUCUGAAGUGGUUAGAAGGGAGAAAGAAGUUGGAAUUUUACCAGAGGCUGAAGUAGACCUUUUCAUGAAAGCAACAUCCCUGGGAGGUGUCCGAAGUAGCCUUCAGACUGAUUAUACUCUCAAGAUACUUGGUUUGGAUAUUUGUGCAGAUACUAUUGUAGGAGAUGAAAUGUUUAGGGGAAUUUCUGGUGGACAGAAGAAACGUGUUACAACUGGUGAGAUGAUUGUCGGACCAACAACAACUCUUUUGAUGGACGAAAUAUCCACAGGCCUAGAUAGUUCUACAACGUAUCAAAUCGUGAAGUGCCUGCAGCAAUUUUGUACCAAUAUGAAUGCAACCAUUCUCAUGUCUUUGCUUCAGCCUGCUCCAGAAACAUAUGAAUUAUUUGAUGACGUUAUGCUCCUUUCAGAAGGGCAAAUUGUCUACUAUGGACCAAGAGAAAAUGUUCUUGAAUUUUUUGAGAGUUGUGGAUUUAAAUGCCCUGAGAGAAAGGGCACAGCAGAUUUUUUACAAGAGGUAACUUCACUCAAGGACCAAGAGCAUUAUUGGGCUGACAGGGAAAUGCCAUAUCGCUAUAUCUCUGUGAAGGAAUUUGUGGAGAUGUAUAAGAGAUUUCAUGUAGGAACAACACUCUCCACCCAAUUAGCAGCUCCAUAUGACAAGCUUACAAGCCACAAAGCAUCAUUGAUUUUGAACAAAUACGCAGUCCCAAAAAUGGAGCUGUUCAAGGCCUGCUUUGAUAAAGAAUGGCUUCUCUUCAAACGUAAUUCGUUCAUUUACAUAUUCAAGACUUUACAAAUUACUUUUCUAGCAUUUGUAGCAGUUACAAUGUUCCUGAGAACUCGAAUGCACCAGAGAAACGAAGAAGAUGCAAACUUAUAUCUUGGAGCCCUUUUUUUCACCCUGCUUGUAAACAUGUUCAAUGGCGCUUCUGAGCUCCAAUUCACACUUGCCAGACUACCAGUAUUUUUUAAGCAACGAGACCUUCUGCUAUAUCCUGCAUGGUCUUUCUCUCUCCCCACCUUAUUGUUGAGUAUUCCAAUCUCACUUCUCGAAUCAACCGUUUGGGUGGUCAUAACUUACUACGGAAUAGGAUUUGCUCCUGAACCUGGGAGGUUUUUCCGGCAAUUACUUCUACUAUUUUGCGUGCAUCAGAUGUCAUCGUCUAUGUUCAGAAUGCUAGCAGGAAUCUGCAGGACACAUGCAAUGGCUAAUACUGCAGGAGCACUCAGUUUGCUCAUAAUUUUCAUGCUUGGAGGAUUCAUUAUUCCUAAAGAUAGUCUUCCCAAUUGGUGGAAGUGGGGUUACUGGUGCUCCCCAUUAGUGUACGCCCAAAAUGCCAUUGUUUUGAAUGAGAUGCUUUCUCCCAGAUGGAAUAAAAGCACAGAUGCUUCACCAAACUUGGCACUUGGUGUUCUUGAGAGGCGUAGCAUCAUCCCUAGAGGAUACUGGUAUUGGAUAGGAAUUGCCGCUUCAUUGGGCUUUUCAGUCCUCUUCAACUUCUUAUUCACAAUGUUUCUUGCAUAUCUGAAACCACCUGGAGAGCAUCAGGCUGUACUCUCAGAAGAAAAGUUGGCUAAACAAGGGACAGGGUCCGAUGAUAUCACAGAGGAUCAAGAACCCCAAUUUCUUCCAUCAAGAUCCAAAAGAAGAUCCUUUCAACGGCUUCCCUCAAAAGAUGGAAAUAAUACGGUAGAAAUGCAGAUCCAUCGCAUGAAUAGCAAAACAAUAAAAUCAGAGAUAAAUUCUGUAGAUUUGGAAGCAGUAGCUGGUGUUUCUCCAAAGCAAGGAAUGAUUCUUCCAUUCACACCAUUGGUAUUGUCUUUCAUUGGCGUGGAUUACUCCGUUGACAUGCCUCCGGAAAUGAAAAACCAGGGAGUAACAGAGGACAGACUCCGACUACUUCAUGAUGUGACCGGGGUAUUUAGGCCAGGAGUUCUCACUGCUUUAAUGGGGGUCAGUGGGGCUGGAAAGACAACACUUAUGGAUGUAUUGGCUGGAAGGAAAACCGGUGGAUAUAUUGAGGGAGAUAUUAGAAUAUCUGGAUUUCCCAAAAAGCAAGAAACAUUUGCUCGAAUCUCUGGUUAUUGUGAGCAGAAUGAUAUACAUUCUCCACAAGUAACAGUAAGAGAGUCAUUAAUAUAUUCUGCAUUUCUUCGCCUUCCAAAGGAGAUUGAUGACAACACCAAAAUUGCUUUUGUUGAUGAGGUUAUGGAACUGGUAGAGUUGGAUAAUUUAAGGAAUGGACUGGUAGGUCUGCCUGGUGUGACUGGGCUGUCAACAGAACAAAGAAAACGAUUAACAAUCGCUGUGGAGCUCGUUGCAAAUCCAUCAAUUAUUUUUAUGGAUGAGCCAACUUCAGGACUAGAUGCCAGGGCAGCAGCUAUAGUAAUGAGGACUAUACGUAAUACAGUUGAUACAGGAAGAACUGUUGUCUGUACUAUUCACCAACCUAGCAUUGACAUUUUUGAAGCUUUUGACGAGCUGCUCCUAAUGAAAAGAGGUGGCCAAGUCAUUUAUGCAGGACCCUUAGGUCAAAACUCUGCUAAGGUGAUUGAGUAUUUUGAGGCUAUUCCUGGAAUAACAAAAAUAAAGGAUAAAUAUAAUCCUGCUACAUGGAUGCUAGAAGUGAGUUCUACUGCUGUUGAACUUCGUGAGGGAGUAGACUUUGCUGAACUCUACAAGAACUCAACUCUGUGCAAGAGGACUCAUUUAUUAGCAAAAGAGCUUAGUACUCCAACUUCUGGUGCAAGUGAUCUUUAUUUCCCUGACCGAUAUUCACAAUCAUUCUUUGCACAGUUCAAGUCUUGCCUGUGGAAGCAAAGGUGUUCGUACUGGAGAAAUCCAGAAUACAAUUGUGUCAGAAUUAUAUCAACUAUUAUUAUUGGUAGUAUAUUCGGAUCUAUAUUUUGGAAAGCUGGUGCAAAACGAGAUACCAAUGUAAAUCUCCUUAGCAUCAUUGGGGGCAUGUAUUCAGCAGUUCUGUUCGUAGGAGCACUCAAUAGUGCAACAGCGCAGCCUGUGGUUGCAAUUGAGAGAACAGUUUUCUACAGAGAAAGGGGAGCAGGAAUGUACUCUGCUAUGCCAUAUGCUUUGGCACAGGUGGCCAUUGAGAUACCAUAUGUGCUUGUCCAAACAAUUGCUUAUGUCAUUCUUGUUUACAGCAUGAUUGGCUUUGAAUGGGUGGCUCGCAAAUUCUUCUUGUUCUUACUCAUAAGUUUCCUUUCAUUUCUCUAUUUUACCUAUUAUGGCAUGAUGGCAGUCUCUGUUACACCUAACCAGCAAAUGGCUGCAGUUGUCGGUGCAGCCUUCUAUUCUCUAUUCAAUCUCUUUUCAGGCUUCUUCAUUCCUAGAAAGAGUAUCCCAAAAUAUUGGAUUUGGUACUACUGGAUCUGUCCAGUGGCAUGGUCAGUUUAUGGACUCAUUAUUUCUCAGUAUGGAGACGUCACUGAUCUCAUAGAAGUAGAUGGGAAGAAGCCAGGACAACCACUAAACCAGUAUGUGGAAGAAACUUUCGGAUUUAACAAGGAUUUCAUGGGUCCUGUUGUUGCAGUUCUUGUGCUCUUUACUGCGUUCUUUGCAUUUAUGUUUGGCUUUUGUAUCAAAGUGUUAAAUUUCCAGAAUAGAUAAGGAGCUGGAAGAAAUUUGAAUUUUAUGUUUGGCUUUUGUAUCCAAAUGUUAAAGAUCCCGAAUAGAUAAGGAGUUGGAAGAAAUUUGAAUUUUGAUAUGCAUUCAGAUGCCACUAUCCUUAGCAGCAAAUGUGCCCUUGGAAUAGCUUUUGCAAGCAUCUUGAUCCAAGUUGCAAAAUUCAAGUGUCCCAACCACAUCCUCUAACCUCAGCAAAAAGAUCCAAAAAAGAAAUACUAUGAUCUAUAGCCUGAUCCAGCAUAAAUAAAGACUAUAUUAAUAUCUGAAGUUACGGUAUGAUUCAAGUCAUAUGCAAACUUUUACCAUUAUGGUUAUUGAUCUGUUCAUUCACCAUUGUGGCAAAGUGGAAGCUCUUGCAGCUUUCAUCAAUUAUUUGUUUGAAUAUGGUAGUUUCAAUAAUAAUGUAAUUAAUUUACUUAUCAUCUUUAUAUCACAGUUUAGAAGAACUGUGAUGUUGUCACCAAGUUUACAGAACAUA
Molecule: messenger RNA, 4133 nt
Organism: Cryptomeria japonica (Japanese cedar)
Lineage: Eukaryota; Viridiplantae; Streptophyta; Pinopsida; Cupressales; Cupressaceae
Product: ABC transporter G family member 36
Exons: 19
Coding region: 71-3637 (1188 amino acids)
Cellular component (GO): membrane
Molecular function (GO): ATP hydrolysis activity; ATP binding; ABC-type transporter activity
Source: RefSeq, a predicted model, not a curated record